Messenger RNA from Symbiodinium natans, 1365 nucleotides. The record is from the annotation of a GenBank genome assembly. Lineage: Eukaryota; Dinophyceae; Suessiales; Symbiodiniaceae.
AUGAUUCUCGUGCAUGUCGCUCUGCUUAGCGGUCAGACAGCUGCCUUUCGCGCAGCUUUGGAAUCCACAGUCGCAGACUUGAGAGACCGGGCACGGGAAGAAUUCCAAGUGGGCAUUGGAAGUCUGAGCAUCGGUGGCCGACUCCUGGAAUCCAAGCAAAAUCUCGAGGAGGUUGGUCUGGCAGACGGUGACACAGUCCACGCAACUGUCCAGCAAGCCUGUCUGGUGUCGAGUCACACUGCUAGAGCCUUUGCUCUCAUUCGUUCUGAUGGCCGGGUGCUGACGUGGGGCCACCCAGACACUGGCGGCAACAGUUCCAGAGUGCAGGACCAACUGCAUGGCGUGAAAGAAGUACAGACAACCGGGAGGGCCUUCGCUGCGGUUCUUGCUUCAGGCGGCGUCGUCUGCUGGGGUCACGAAGAGUUUGGUGGCAACAGCAGCAAGGUCCAGCCACUGCUGCGCGACGUUCGGAGACUCUGCGCCUCGGAUGGAGCUUUUGCUGCGAUCCUGGGUGAUGGCCGAGUGGCCGUGUGGGGAGACGAGUACUUUGGUGGCCAAUGCAGCGAAGCCGUGCGAGAACUCAGCGACGUAAUAGACAUUCAAGCAACCGAGCGGGCCUUUGCGGCUUUGUGCAGGAGCGGUCGGGUGGUGACCUGGGGUCGCAGCGAUUUGGGCGGCUGUAGUGACUCAGUCCAGAACCAGCUGCAGAGUGUGCAGGAAGUCAUUAGCUCGUCCGGGGCCUUUGCUGCAUUGCUUGCUGAUGGCCGAGUGGUUUCUUGGGGGCAUCCAUAUUUUGGAGGUGACAGCAGCUCGGUCAGCUCUGAAUGCUCUGAACUGACUCUGCAAUCUGUGCAAAGUGUUGAGGCAUCCUGCGGAGCUUUUGCGGCCAUCUUGCACGAUGGAUCUGUCGUGACCUGGGGUGCCCGGUACUAUGGUGGUGACAGCAGCAAAGUGCAUGCUGACUUGCACAAUGUACGUGAGGUGAGGGCUUCUGGCCGUGCGUUUGCUGCAAUUCGCCACGACGGUCGAGUCGUGACGUGGGGCGACAAGUUUUCUGGUGGCGACUGCGGCGCUGUAAGACAUGAUCUGCAAGAUGUGUUGCAAAUUCAGUCCUCUCAGAAAGCCUUUGCAGCCAUUCUUGGCAGUGGUCGCGUCCUCACCUGGGGAGAAGCCAGUUCAGGCGGUGACAGCAGCAGCGUGCAAGAAGAGCUUCAAAAUGUGCGCCAGAUCAAAGGCUCGCAGAGGGCAUUCGCAGCGAUCUGUGAGAAUGGUCGCGUGGUGUGCUGGGGUGAUCCUGAGUGCGGAGGCGACGGUAGAAUGCUGCAAGAACAGCUUCAGGAUGUGCACUUUCAGCGCUGUGGGUGA